Molecule: messenger RNA, 939 nt
Organism: Naegleria lovaniensis
Lineage: Eukaryota; Heterolobosea; Eutetramitea; Acrasida; Naegleriidae
Exons: 1
Coding region: 1-939 (312 amino acids)
Molecular function (GO): protein binding
Source: RefSeq, a predicted model, not a curated record
AUGCAUAAUGAUGAUUCUGGGGAGAUGCUUUCAUCAAACAAUGAAAAGCCUCCGAACGAGCAUCAUCACGAUCAACGAUUAAUCUUUGAAAAUAAUCUUAUACAUGACAUUUGGAUGGAAAUUGUUUCAUUCAUGGAUGAUGGUGAAAUCCUCAGAAUGAGAUGUGUCUGUAAACAAUGGAACGAAUGGAUUAUUGACAUGGACCACUCGUGUCCGUAUUGGAGUGAUUGUUUUACCAAGAUUUUGAAAUAUAGUGUUCGAAAACGAAAGAAAUUACUAUAUGAGAAAAAUUUGGUUUUGAAUAAUAGAGCUAGUUUUCUCUAUUUAUUAUUACUAAGAAAAAUAGUCGAUGAAUGGAAAUAUGUAACACGAAGUUCAAAGAUAUCGAGUGGAGUUGAUUAUAGUUAUUUUAUUACCAACAUUGAAAAUGAGUCAUCAAAAGUGACCGAAAUGAGAAAUCAAAUCAUUCCCUAUUCGUUCAUAACAAAAAUUCAAACAACACCAAUCAUGGAAAGAAAAACACAGUUGGGGUAUUCUCAUCAUUUUGAAAUUUAUGUCUUUGACGUAAAAGGGCUUGGUAAUGUUUUGAAACUGGCUAUAACAUGCUCAGUUUACCAGAAUAGAUUUGAAAUGGUACCAAAAACUUGUCGAUAUCAAUUCUACAUUUCUUAUUCCAAGGUAAUGCAAGAGGGCAACAUUAUGGCUAAAUCAUCCAGCAAGAAUCAUUGCUUAUUGAAGUAUGAUCAGUCUCAAUAUCAACCCUUCAAAGACACAAUUGUGGAGUUGAUGAAUUUUAUUGGACUUGAUGACUCGUACACUCAAAAUGUUGAUUGUCUGAGAGAGUUCAUGUUGGUACUUUGUGUUGAUACUACCAUAACCACCAAGUCCAUCAAACAUCCUUUGACCAUCGAUCGAAGAAACUUUUCAUCAUACGUAUGA